Molecule: messenger RNA, 294 nt
Organism: Theileria parva strain Muguga
Lineage: Eukaryota; Apicomplexa; Aconoidasida; Piroplasmida; Theileriidae
Exons: 1
Coding region: 1-294 (97 amino acids)
Source: RefSeq, a predicted model, not a curated record
AUGAAUAGAUUAAAAAACAAUUUUAAAUACACGAAUAAUAAUAAAGAUAAAUUUUUAAAUUUAAAUAGGAAAGGUGACAAAAUUUAUUUUAAUGUUAUUAACGAUAUAUAUUUUAAAAAACAUUAUAAAUUUAAUAAAUUUAUGUCAGGAUACAAGUAUUGUAUAAAUUUAUCUAAUUUUAAUUCUUUAUACGUAAAAUUCACUAUAAUAAAUAAAAGAAACAGAGAAUAUGUAAACCUUGUUAAAUAUCUAAACGUAUUAAAUAGCAAUAUUAUAUUUUUAAAAACAAAAUAA